Molecule: messenger RNA, 1626 nt
Organism: Agrilus planipennis (emerald ash borer)
Lineage: Eukaryota; Metazoa; Arthropoda; Insecta; Coleoptera; Buprestidae
Exons: 2
Source: RefSeq, a predicted model, not a curated record
GUGAAUUGUUGGUUUUGUGUGCCACGGAAAAAAGAUGGUGGCCGAGAAGAGUGCAGGUCAGGGCUGGACAACUUUUCGUCGGAAACGCCUCGGGGGAUACACCCAUCAAAAGCUUCAGAAUACCCCUAAGGCAUCUUAGUCUAGAGGCUGGACCUUUGCCCAACAGUCUGGCGAUGUAUAAAGGUCAAAACGUCGUUCUCACUCUUCAGACCGCAAACGAAGCUGCGUUUGACCUGUGGGUAAAAGCAAUAGCCAUCGAAAUCAUUCGCCAGACGCCCCUGGAUGCCGUCCGCUACCUGGACAUCCUCACCCUCCAAGAAUGCUGGAAUCGAAAAAGAACUCAAGACUGUGAAAAAGACUGGAACUUCAAUUGCACAUCGCCGAGAAAUAGCGCCCAUUGUGACAUGUGUACCGCCAAAGAAGAAACCGCCCCUAUCCUACGUCCUCCCUCCCCUCCUCCUACAAUUAAACGUCCCCUUUCACCACCCCCUUCUCCCCCACCAUUAAUAUUUCCUUCUCUUCAUUCACCUUCUUCAGUUUCUCUCCCACCAACGCCUACCACACCCCCGCCACUCUCUCCAAAUAAAAUCAGUGAAGAUAAGAAAACAUCCCCCGAGUUUUUAACAAAUACGACGCAGGGUAGGACACUUAUUCUUCAACAUCCUCCCAGUACACCUCAUACCCGUUACCUAAGAUCCGCAAAUUUACACCACCCCCCAGAAAUGCACCACAUAUUCCCCACCAACAAUUUAAGCGUUUGGAACAAUAGUCAACCCAAGAAAAAUGCAGAUUGCAAAGGGUAUUCCUUUGAUGUUUUGCUGAAGAAAUGUCAAAACGCUGAGAAUUAUGUACCAGUAAAGGAAAAAUUGUUAUUGUUUGAAACAUUGUGCAAUUUGGGCCGAGAGGCGCUUGGCGUCGAGGAAGGUGCGAGGAAUGGGUUUAUAAUGGGCAAGAGGGCCGUGUCCAUGCACGACCUCACCAACUUGCCCUAUUCUUCGCCGGGCGUCAGGCAGAUUUGUAAAUAUUUCGAAAACAAGACUGACAUCGAGGACUCCAAGAAGUUUGGUUCUAUUUGCAGGACAAAUAGAAGACUAAUAAACUCUGACACGCAACUGCAUGACGCUCAAAAAGCUCUCAACUACGUUCAGUAUGUAAAGGUGACUUGAAUUUUUUAAUGAUUAUUAUUAAAAUAAAAGGAAUAACUGGUAUCUUUGGAAAAAAAGAUUCGAUUUCGUAUGUAAAAUAAUUAAUUGUGCAAGACUUCUUUUAUGAGUUGAACAAAGAAUACAGUAACUAGUAGGAGAGUAAAAAACGCGAAAGAAGAAAAACAGCGUCAUACAACAUUUUUUUUUACAAAAACAUUAGUUUAUUAUCAAUGUAAAAUACAAAAUGUCUAUCGCCAUAAACGAUUAUAUAUAAAAAGAAAGAAAUAACUGAUUUUAUAUCGUUUGUUACAGUAUAGAAAAUAUAUAUAGAAUUUCUGGUGCGUUAACAGAUGCAUAAUUAUGAUUUAUUCAACCCCAGUUUACCACCAAUCAAUGUAAUGUUAAUUGAUAUAUAUAUAUAGAAUGUAUAAAAAUAUGUUGUUGUUUUAACAUUUCAAUUAUACAAAUUAAUUUUUUAUAA